AUACCACAGCUUUAGCAAUGGUGGCUCCCUGAACCCACUGCACCACAGCAGAAACUCCCCUUAUUUAAAUUAUCAUUGUCAUACCGUCAGGUGCGCCCUCCAUCAUGAUUGUUCUCCAUUCGGUUUCCUUUCUCCACCAAAACUGUGUCUAAGAUGAGCAACAUUUGGCUUAAAAAAAAAAAGGAUGUAUUUUUCAGAAGAUAUCAGAGAGUAAAGUGGGGUGGUUACUCUUUUAAAAGCAUAGAUGCUCUCACACAGCUGGAUACACUGCUGAGUGGCCCUCCCCCAACCAAGGGUAAGUGGAUGGAGAGACGCAGUCCUGGGCACCCAGGAGAGGGUUGGUGGGAUUUGCCAGUGAGAUUUGGCAUCCCAAUUGUUUAUCUUGUACUCUUUGCCGGGCCGUGACUCUGAGGAAGGCUUCUGCAGCUACACCCUCCAGGAAGAGUGUUUCUCAACCUAAACGGUUAUUAUUUUCAAAGUCUUUUAUUGCUUCUGAGCGUCAUUACGUCCUUUUCACUUAGUAUUGUUGCAGGCUCAUUCUCACUUACAUCAUUGUGUCAGUCAGGCUCCAACCAGGAAACAGAAAUACACCGAUUAUUUAAAACAGAGGAAAUUUAAUGCCGGAAAUUGGCUACACAUGAUGGAAGAGGCAGAGGAGCCAACCAGAGAACAGAGCGUUAACCCAGAGAUCAGCAGCUUCAGGAAGUUGCCACCUUCCCUAGGCAGGGGGAGGAUACAAGGAGGAAGUCACCAGAGCCUGGGAGUCAACAGAAGAAGCUCAAGGACUUCUCUGUCCAAGGCAGAGAGGGAGGGAGCGAAAUGCCAUGGCUUUUCUUUUUCCUUCUGCCUUCUAAGGUACCUCUCAGUAGUGCCUGCCUGCCAUUGACCAAACCAGCUGGAGGCCAGCUGACACCUGAGCCUUUGGAAGUCAGCCCCCUGCUGCUGACAGCAGAACUGGGGGGGCAGCAGGAUGUGUGUGUGUAUAAACCAGGGCUCUGAGGACAAACAGCUCUCAACCAGCAUAGUCACAUGUAACUGGGAUUAGCCUUCUCCUCCCGCCCCUCCCCACCCCAUUCAAAUAAAUUUGUUCUGGAAUUUAUUAAUGCAAAAUUUUUAAUCCAGCCUUCUCAUAGAACUUUCACACAUUUAGUUGGUAUAAGGAUAUAUUCAUCCUUCCACCCAAAUUAUUCAUUCUUUUUCCUUUUGGGGGGUAGCUGUUGAAUUAUCUCGGAGACGACACAUAGGAGUAACAACCCCUCAACCAGCCCAUUGGUAUUUGGAACUCAUAAAUCAUAUUAUGUUAUUAAAUACCCUCAGCGUUGAAGCACGUUCGUGUAUACUAUUUGAUUCUCAUAAAAAGUCUGAGUAGUUAGUAUUAUCUCCAUUUUAUGGAAGGAUUAUCUGCAUCUCAGAGACUUUAUGUGAAUUGCUCAUGGACAGAUAACAAAUAACAAAUACUGGAGCCAUAAUUCAAAUCCUGAUCUGUCUGGUUCCAAAUCCCAUAAACUUCCCCUGCUGCCUCAGGAGAGACGGAGUUGCCCAGAGGGCACAAGAGUCUUUUGGGGUGCUUGACUGAGUUGAGGUGAAAGGAGAAAAUAUGCUUUAAAGGUGCAAAAAUUUUCUUGUUGGCACAGAAAUUAUACUCUGGGUAUAACUAACACCAGGCAUAUCUAGCAUUGCAGUCUGAAGCGGUAGAUAACUUUUCCCUGAAAAAACUGCACCCCUGCCCUGAACAUAUACGGCUCAGUGUCAAUACCCAGGUCUGGCUAUUCUGGAAGGCUCAGUAUCACUGUAGCGUGUACCAUCCCAAGCCUGACUGAGGGCACGACAGUUGACGGGAGGGAAUAAGUCCAUGGUUCCCGUCUCCCUGUUUUUCCUCAAUAAAAUACAAGACAUUCAGUAAAAUUUGAAUGUCAGACAAUGAAGUUUUUAGUAUGAAGUAUGUCCCAAAUAUUGCAUGGGACAUAUUUACACUAAAAAGUUGUUGUUUAUCUGACAUUCAAAUGGCAUCUUGUAAUUUGCUAAGUUGGGCAACCUUAUCUCAAAGUGGGCAAUGAUCCCACCUUGUGUGUGUGUCUGUGUGUGUGUGUGUGUGUUGGGAGUCUACUGAGGAGCCCAUAUGGCUGUGUUUUUCCCAUCUGUGCCCUGUCCAUGCCAUGAGGUAAUAAUUCCUGCACAGGUGCAGAAUCCAAAGGGGGGCCUGGGAAGGGGACUCUGAAUUGGGGGUUCCCUCUGUGGUAAGGAGAGCUGACCUGACCUGAAGGCUAAAGUUGGCUUCCCUGGUUUCACUUAGCUUUUCUCUUGGUCGGUUUUCACUGGUAAGUGUUCACAUCUGACCAGAAAGUUAAAAUUAGCCUUAGAGAUGUGUAAACUUAUUCGAAGAAAAGGCAAGAGGAAGGGGCCCAAGGUGGUGAGAGGCAUCAGACAGAAAGGUCUCUGCGUCCCUUGGAAUCAGGGAGGAGGUUUAUAUUAGUGCUGGUACUGCUGGCCCAGGAGAAGACUCGAGAGCAGACUGAGUGGUCCCUCCCAGGUGGAUGUCAACGAGAGGAUGGAGCAGGUGAAAUGUGGGCCAGACACUUGCUUCUGAUUCUGAUCUGGAAGGGGCUGCCACUGGGCUAGAAACUCUCCCAACAAGAGGGUGGUCAAUUCAACAGCACCUCGUGGGAGAGGAAUUACCCUGCCUAUUCAUCCUGGAGGGGGCCACCCGGGGGCUACUCCUAGCCCUGCCACUAAGUCAAUCUGGACCCUUGAGUGAGCCGUUGCUAUCACUGAGCCUUUAAAAAUGGGCAGGUGGUGGGCAUAUUACGUUUCCAUUAUUGUUCCUCUUAGUUGUGAAGUUCUCUUGGUGUGUGUAUAAUUUUAAGUCUUCUCCUGACUCCCAUUCUGUGCUCACUGGUGAGUAUUCAGAUCUGACCAGAAAGUUAAAAUUAGCCAGGUAAGAAAGCUAGUAACCAUGCUUCACCAAUAAUCCUUGUUAUAUCUGAAGACUGCUUUUUCAUUUUUUCCUCAGCAGGCAAAAUAUCAAAAUCCUUUUUUUUCAAAAGGCUAUAUUCAAAUAAGUUAAUCAAUAGGUCUACUCUUUUCUAAAAGCCUCAUGUGAAAGAACAAUUAGUAACUCAGGGAGUUCCACUGUGGCUCAGCAAGUUAAGGACCCAGUGUUGUCUCUGUGAGGGUGCAGGUUCAAUCCCUGGCCUGGCUCAGUGGGUUAAGGCUAUGGCGUUGCCACAAGCUGCAGUGUAGGUCACAGAUGCAGCUUGGAUCCAUUGUUGCCAUGGCUGUAGUGUAGGCCUGCAGCUGCAGCUCCGAUGUGACCCUGGACCCAGGAACUUCCAGAUGCUGCAGGUGCAGCCCUAGAAAAAGGAAAAAGAAAAAAAAAGAAAGAAAGAAAAAAAAAAAUCCAGGUAGGAACUCUGUGAGACCAGAGGCUACAAUUAGUAUUUCAGUCCCUGUUUAUCGCUUAUCCAUCCAUUCAUUCAUUCAGCAAAUACUUAUUGAGCUCAGGCAAUGCAUUAGGCAGAUUCAAGCUUUGGGUGGAACAUUUCAACAAAACUACGAAACACGGCAAACUCUAGUUGACCUGAGGCCUGGUUCCUCAAAUCAUUUGCUUCUCUCUUCUGUUGCUGGACUCUUGGGAGUUUCAGGUUCAGCCACCUGCCCAUCAAAUGGUAGAGGCAAAAUGAAAAUGAGUUCGUGUUGACAGCUGCAGUGAAAGGUUAGAUGUGUUGGCUAACUUGAGGUAUUUGAAUAAUCUGUGGGUUUCCACCUCUUAUAGCUGUGGGCCUCUAAGACUGGACCUAAAUGGGAACUGGUUCUUUCUCCUGGGACUGCACAGCAGCCCUCUGAGAUGUCCUUCUCUUACCUGGGUCUUCCUUGCCCUCUGUCCACAGUGCUGCCCUUGAGAUGGAGUUACUGCCUCUCUGGCUUUGCCUGGGUGUUCACUUCUUGGCAGUGGAAUGGAGGAACCCAAGCAGAAUGGUCAUGGCGGCUUCCCAAGGGGACUGCAAGUUGCUGGAUGGAGUUGCUGACUGUCGAGGGCAGAAUCUUGCUUCGGUGCCCAGCAAUCUCCCGCCCUCCUCCCAGAUGCUCCUCCUGGAUGCCAACCCUCUCAAGACCCUGUGGAACCACUCCCUGCAGCAUUACCCUCUCCUGGAGAGCCUCAGCCUGCACAGCUGCCACCUGGAGCACAUCAGCCGCGGCGCCUUCCAGGAGCAGGCCCGCCUGCGCAGCCUGGCACUGCCGGACAACUCCCUCUCUGAGAGCUAUAAGGAGACUGCAGCGGCUCUCUGCCGCCUGCGGGGCCUGCGGAGGCUGGACUUGUCGGGGAACGCCCUGACGGAAGACAUGGUGGCCCUCAUGCUCCAGAACCUCUCUUCGCUGGAGUCUGUGUCCCUGGCUAGGAACACCAUCAUGAGGCUCGAUGACUCUGUCUUCGAGGGCCUGGGGCACCUCAGGGAGCUGGAUUUGCAGAGGAACUACAUCUUUGAGAUUGAGGGUGGUGCUUUUGACAGCCUGCCUGAGCUGAGGCACCUCAACCUGGCCUAUAACAACCUCCCUUGCAUCGUGGACUUCGGCCUCACCCAGCUCCGGUCCCUCAACGUCAGCUACAACAGCCUGGAGUGGUUCCUGGCCGCGGGGGGCGAGGCCCCCUUUGAGCUGGAGACGCUGGACCUCUCUCACAAUCAGCUGCUGUUCUUCCCCCUCCUGCCCCAGUGCAGCAAGCUGCGCACCCUCCUGCUGCGGGACAACCACAUGGGCUUCUACAGGGACCUGUACAACAGCUCAUCGCCGCAGGAGAUGGUGGCCCAGUUCCUCCUCGUGGACGGCAACGUGACCAACAUCACCACCGUCAGCCUCUGGGAAGAGUUUGCUUCCAGUGACCUCUCGGAACUCCGCUUCCUGGAUAUGAGUCAGAACCAGUUCCAGUACCUCCCCGACGGCUUCCUGAAGAAAAUGCCUGCGCUCUCCCACCUGAACCUCAACCAGAAUUGCCUGGUGACGCUCCACAUCCGGGAGCACGAGCCACCGCGGACGCUUGCCGAGCUGGACCUGAGCCAGAACCAGCUGUCGGCAGUGCACGUGGCUCCAGGGCUCCGCAGCGGCCUGAGGAGCCUCCGGUCCUUCAACCUGAGCUCCAACCAGCUCCUGGGUGUCCCCGCCGGCCUUUUCGCUGAUGCCAGCAACCUCACUACAAUUGACAUGAGCCACAAUCAGAUCUCAGUUUGUCCCCGGCCGGCGGGCGUAGACCCCGGGGACACCCCCAGCUGUGUGGACUUCAGAAGCUUGGCAUCUUUGAGGCGCCUGUCUCUGGAGGGCUGUGGGCUGAGGGCACUACAAGACUGCUCGUUCCAGGGCACCGCCCUCACCCACUUAGACCUGUCUGGGAACUGGGGGGUUCUGAAUGGGAGCCUCGCCCCUCUCAGGGUUCUCGCCCCCACCCUCCAGGUCCUAUCUCUCAGGAACGUGGGCCUCAGUUCCAGCUCCACCACGGAGUUGGACUUCUCUGAGUUUGGGAAUCUGAGGGCCUUGGACCUGUCGGGAAAUGCCUUGACCACUUUCCCACGGUUCAGGGGCAGCCUGUCCCUGAAGACCCUGGAUCUCCGCAGAAACUUGCUCACAGCCCUUCCUCAGAGGGCUGUGUCCGAGCAGCUCUCAGGAAGUCUGCGGACCAUCUACCUCAGUCAGAAUCCCUAUGACUGCUGUGGGGUGGAGGGCUGGGAGGCCCUGCAGCGCCUGCACACCGUGGCCGACUUGGCCAUGGUCACUUGCAACCUCUCCUCCAAGGUCCUGCGCCUGACGGAUCUGCCCAGAGGCGUCCCUCUGGACUGUAAGUGGGAGCGGGUAGACAUGGGCCUGCUGUACCUCGUGCUCAUUCUUCCCAGCUGCCUCACCCUGCUGGUGGCCUGCACCGUCAUCUUCCUCACUUUCAGGAAGCCUCUGCUUCAGGUCAUCAAGAGCCGGUGCCACUGGUCCUCCAUAUACUGACCUGGCAGCGUGCCCACGUUAGAAAUCUGGUCUGUGCACAUAAGGACGCUUUCUCUGCCAGAUUUCAAGACCUCCCCCCCUCCCCCGCCCCCGCCAAGGAUAAGCCUGCUGAAUCGAGGUUUAAAUUAAAGGUCGAAAUGCUUCCAUCCCUUAGCGAUCCCAAAUUCUUCCUCCCAUCAUUGUGAUAUAUCCAUAUCAUCCUGGUAAAAUAUUUAUUGACAUUCUAUGAAAAUAAAAACCGUGUCCUAUAAAUAUUUUUUAAAUCAAA
Molecule: messenger RNA, 6250 nt
Organism: Phacochoerus africanus (Common warthog)
Lineage: Eukaryota; Metazoa; Chordata; Mammalia; Artiodactyla; Suidae
Gene: NRROS
Product: negative regulator of reactive oxygen species
Exons: 2
Coding region: 3901-5982 (693 amino acids)
Molecular function (GO): protein binding
Source: RefSeq, a predicted model, not a curated record